Messenger RNA from Vidua chalybeata, 1547 nucleotides. RefSeq names its product zinc finger protein 239-like. The transcript has 2 exons. The record is from RefSeq and is a predicted model, not a curated record. NCBI's taxonomy places the organism in Eukaryota, Metazoa, Chordata, Aves, Passeriformes, Viduidae. The coding region runs from base 103 to 1077 and encodes 324 amino acids. Gene Ontology annotation, molecular function: RNA polymerase II cis-regulatory region sequence-specific DNA binding; DNA-binding transcription factor activity, RNA polymerase II-specific. Gene Ontology annotation, cellular component: nucleus. Gene Ontology annotation, biological process: regulation of transcription by RNA polymerase II; central nervous system development.
AGGCCAGCAGGAGGAUUCACGAGGUCGAGCACUCCCUGAAUUUGCAGCCCCCACCUGUGGGAUCAUCGCCCCCCAUCCCGCAGGAUUUCCCAUUCCUAGCACAUGGCAGGCUGCGAAGAAGAGGAAGACCCUCUCCUUGUCCUUCCUCCCCCAGAGCAGGAGCUGAGGAUGGAGAGCAGGGAGGACAAAUCCCCACGGCAGAACCUUGUGGAAGAGGCCGUUUUGAGCGGCUCCACGGUGCAGGAACCCAACGGGGAGGAAAAGCCCUGGAGAUGCUGCACGAGGAGGGGCUGCAAACGCAAAUCGUGGGGAUCUGGGGAGGAAAGACCCAGCCUGGGCCGGGGAGGCAGCCGGAGAUGGAGCCAGAGCUCGGAGCUGGUGGUCCAUGAGCAGCUCCAGGAUGGGGAGAAGCCCCACAAGUGCUCAGAGUGUGGGAAGAGCUUCAGGUGGAGCUCCCAGCUGAGCAGGCACCAGAGGACCCACACUGGGGAGAGGCCCUACGAGUGUGGGGAGUGUGGGAAGAGCUUCAGCCAGAGCUCCAACCUGCUUGUGCACCAGAGGACCCACACUGGGGAACGGCCCUACGAGUGUUCUGAGUGUGGGAAGGGGUUUAAGACCAGCUCCGAUCUCCUCCUGCACUACCGGAGUCACACAGAGGAGAAGCCCUUCUGCUGCCCCGACUGUGGGAAGGGAUUCAAGUACAACCCAAACCUCAUGAGGCACCAGAGGACCCACACUGGGGAGAGGCCCUACGAGUGUGGGCAGUGUGGGAAGAGCUUCUGCCUGAGAUCCAACCUGGUCAGCCACCUGAAGAUCCACACUGGGGAGAGGCCCUACGAGUGUUCCAAGUGUGGGAAGAGGUUUCAGACCAGCUCCAAUCUCCUCAAACACUAUCGGGUUCACACGGAGGAGAGGCCCUUCUGCUGCCCCGACUGUGGGAAGGGAUUCAGGAGGAACUCCCACCUCAUCAGCCACCAGUGCAUCCACACUGGGGAGAGGCCCUACGAGUGUCCCCAGUGUGGGAAGAGCUUCUCACAGAGCUCUGCCUUGACCCAACACCAACGGAGGCACCGGUAAGGGAAGCCCUGUGAGUGCCCCGAGUGCGGGAAGAGCUUCGUGUGCUGCUCCAGCUCCAUCCCCCACUGCAGGACCCACGCUGGGCACAGCCCUGGUGACCCACAUUCCCUGUGAUCCUUGCUGGGGACAAUAUUCUGGAGGAUAGAUGUGGGUUCUGGAGGUAUUUUGGGCAGUGUACUCCAUCUCUUUGCCCUCCAAAAGCCAAGAGGGUCACCUCAAAACAACUCAAUCCCACUGAAAACAACUCAAUUUUAAUUCAUAUGGGCUCAAUCCCACCUCAAAAUGGCUUGUUCCCAACUCAGAAAAACUCAAUCCCACGCCAAACUCACUUGAUUCCACAGCCGCCAGGUUGAGAUGGGGUUGGAAGGAGAUUGGGAGAAGUGGGAUCCCAAUUUGGAGCGGUGGGAUGGGGAUUGUGUGGAGCUGGGUGGCUGGGAUGUAUUUGAUAGUGAAUAAAACUUUCAGACUUA